AAUCCAGUAUCAUUCUCUUACAUGUAGCUGUCCAGUUUUGCCAACACCAGCUGUUGAAGAGGCUGUCAUUUCCCCAUUGUAUACCCAUUUAGCAGACAUUUCUUGAGCACAUCAUUGUGCCAGGCACUGUGUCAGAUGUAGAGAUACACCAACGAGCAUAACAAGCAAAAUUCCAAACUUUCUCAGACUUAGAUUCUAGUGGGUAAACAAACAUUAAAUUCAAUAAAUAAGCAAACACUUAUGUUGGAAGGUGUGGGGGGAAAUAGACUGCUUUUCCAUUCCCCAUCAUUCCCAUUAUCCAGUGCUACCUUCCCAUGUUAGCAAAGCCCCCAAAUUAUUCGCCAUCUGCUAUGAUCAGACUUGUGCAGUGCCCAGGACUUUGGUGAGGGUGCUUCAGGAGGAGAUGCCACAGCCUCUGUGUGCAGGAGUCUCAGAGCAGGAGGUGACAAGAAAGGGUUAUUUUGAACACGCAGGAAGCCCUAAGUGAAUAGAGCCACUCCAUCCUGACAAAGGACACCCAUAACAAGAGAUUUUGGAAAGAGAGGAUAUAGGUUGGCAUCACAGAAAUGUGGGGGAGAUGAGGACCCAGGUGAGGCAUAUUAGAUGGAGAAGAACAAGGCUGUCCAGCUGGAGUGGAGGGAACAGAGGCAACUGAGGCUGCAAAAGCAGCUGGGGCUGAGCCAUGAAGGCCUCAAGAUGAGACUGAGGCUACCAUACCCCACCAGCUAUAGGGGUCCCUAGGAUAAUCCCCAAACCUCCCUAGUUGGCCUUCAUGUACAGCUUCAGCCAUCACCUGACCUCUCAGAUUCUAGGUGGGAGGCAAGGAACUCUGUCCAAACUGUCUGCCCAUCCCCCACCCCAAUUUGUGGAUUCUGAGACUUUGUUUCCAUCAAAAGCAGAAUCACCUCAGGAAAGGGCUGAGGCCUGAGGUUUAGACAGUGGGAUCCAUUGAUUGUUCCUGAUAAGCUCAGAGCUGAUCUUUAAAAACAUUCCUCUGGCCGUGAUGAGUGAAAUUUGGGUUGGGGAUCAGACCAGUGAAGAGGCUGGGCCAGUCGUCCAGGCCCAAGGUUGUGCCUCCUGAACUAGGGCAGUUGCAAUGAAAAUGCCAAGAAGACACAAAUGAGAGGUUUUCAGAACUUGGAAACUGACUGCAGAAGGGAAGUUGAGACAUGGGUCAAGUGUGGCAUCCAGAUACCAUGCUUGGCAACUCUGUACAUCUAUUCUAUAUGGUAUCUUUGUUAAAAGGCAUGCCCUCUCAGGACUGGCACAGUUCAUGUCAGGGCUGAGAACUGAGUGAUUUCAGCCCCCACAUGCAUCCUCUGUUGGCCAGGCACCUUUGUGAAGUACACAGCCAUCCAUGGCAGCUCUCACCGGGUGCCUGAGGGGCCACUCCUGAGGUGAGGAUGUACUAAGAAGAAGAGAGAGGAGCAGGAGAGGAUAAUGAUUGGUUCAGGUUGUGGUGGGCUGAGAUGCCAAGGGGCAUCUAGAUAGAGAUGUCUAGGAGGAGCUGGAGGGUACAAAGCUGAGCCCUGGGGAACCUGCCCGCCUCACAGCAUUUGCUCUCUGGUUCUGCCCACAGACCCCCUGCCUCUCCCCUGGGUGCUACAAGAAGUAGAACUAAGGCUGCUGGGAGAGGCCACCUGUCAGUGUCUCUACAGUCAGCCUGGCCCCUUCAACCUCACUUUCCAGCUAUUGCCAGGGAUGCUGUGUGCUGGCUACCCGGAGGGCCACAGGGACACCUGCCAGGGAGAUUCUGGGGGGCCCCUGGUCUGUGAGGAAGGUGGCCGAUGGUUCCAGGCAGGAAUCACCAGCUUUGGCUUUGGCUGUGGAAGGAGGAACCGCCCCGGAGUCUUCACUGCUGUGGCUCCCUAUGAGGCAUGGAUACGGGAACAGGUGAUGGGCUCAGCGCCUGGGCCUGCCUUUCCCACCCAGUCCCAGGAGCCCCAGUCAGACUCCUGGGAGCCCACAAAUGAGAACUGUACCAUCGCCCUGCCAGAGUGCGGUAAGGCCCCACGGCCAGGAACCUGGCCCUGGGAGGCCCAGGUGAUGGUCCCAGGAUCCAGACCCUGCCAUGGGGUGCUGGUGUCUGAAAGCUGGGUCUUGGCACCUGCCAGCUGCUUUCUGGACUCAGACCGCCUGCCCCGUGACCUGGACAACUGGCGCGUCCUGCUGCCCUCACGCCCGCGCACUGAGCAGGUGGCGCGCCUCGUGCCGCACGAGAAUGCCUCAUGGGACGACGCGUCGGACCUGGCGCUGCUGGAGCUGCGCGCGCCCGUGAACCUGAGCGUGGCGCCGCGGCCAGUGUGCCUACCCUACUCGGAACACUAUUUCCUGCCCGGGAGCCGCUGCCGCCUGGCGCGCUGGGGCCGUGGGGGUGAGCAGGAAUGUGACGUGGAGUGGGGCGGAGCCCGGGCGGAUUUCACGGCAGCGCGGGUUCCUUCCCAUCUCCUCCCAGACCCCGCGCCGGGCCCCAACUCGCUGCUGGAGGCGGAGCUGUUGGACGGCUGGUGGUGCCACUGCCUGUAUGGCCGCCAGGGGGCGUCAGUGCCGCCUCCAGGAGACCCGCCACAGUCGCUCUGCACUGCCUACCAGGAAGAGGAGGAGGCGGGCCGCUGCUGGCAGAACUACUCUCACUGGAGUCUUCUGUGCCGGGAGGAGGGGACCUGGUUCCUGGCUGGAAUCAGAGACUUCUCUAGUGACUGCCUACGUCCCAGAGCCUUCCACUCACUGCAGACCCACAGCCCAUGGAUCAGCCAUGUGGCUCGGGGAGCCUACCUGGAAGACCAGCUGGCCUGGGACUGGAGCCCUGAGGGGGAGGAGACUGAGACACAGAUUUGUCCCCCCACAACAGAAUAUGGUGCCUGUGGCUUGCGGCAAGACCCUGCUCCUUCAGGGGUCCUGUGGCCCUGGCUCGCUGAGGUGCAUGUGGCUGGAUAUCAAGUCUGCGCUGGGAUCCUUGUGGCUCCAGGCUGGGUCCUGGCAGCCACUCACUGUGUCCUCAGGCCAGGCUCUACAACAGUGCCUUAUACUGAAGUGUACCUGGGCAGGGCAGGGGCCAGCCCCCUUCCACAGGCCCACCAGGUAUCCCGUUUGGUCAUCAGCAUCCACUUGCCCCAGCAUCUGGGACCUUGGCCCCCACUGGCCCUCCUGGAGCUGAGCUCCCGGGUAGAGCCCUCCCCAUCAGCCUUACCCAUCUGCCUUCACCCAGGGGGUAUCCCCCUGGGGACCAGCUGCUGGGUGCUGUGCUGGAAGGAUCCCCAGGACCGAGUCCCUGUGGCUGCUGCUGUCUCCAUCUUGACACCAAGACUCUGUCACUGCCUCUAUCAGGGCAUUCUGCCCCCUGGGACUCUCUGUGUUCUGUAUGCAGAGGGGCAGGAGGACAGGUGUGAGGUACAGGGGUCUGGGCACCCUGCUUCAGGGAGGGAAGAGGCAGUGUUGGGCAUCUGGACCCUAAGGAGGUCAGGGUUGGAAUUCUUGGGUGCUGGGCCCCAAAUGGGAAGAAGCAGUACCUCUCUGGCUGGACCUCGGCAAGACCAGGGGCCAGGAUGCCUAAGAUGGAUGGAAACAAGCAGUGCUUCAUGCCUUAAACCUAGAAGGUGCAGGGGACCAGGAGGAAGGGUAAGAGACCCUUUUGGCCUUGGCUCUGACACUGCAGGUGACCUCAGCACCUCCACUCUUGUGCCAGACUCAGGGAGGAUCCUGGGUUCUCACGGGCAUGGCUGUUCGAGGAAGCCGGGAGCUAUUUGCCGCUAUUGUCCCCGAAGAGGCCUGGAUCUCCCAGACAGUGGGGGAGGCCCAUUUCCUGCCGCCCAGUGGCUAUCCCCAGUGGCCCCUUGAAAGCAGUGACCUCUGCCCCUCAGACAUGGCCGGAGCCUCAGGCUCUCCUCUAGUUUCUCUGUAUCUGCUGCUCCUGACCCUCCUGAUCCAGGGUUGAGGGGGCCUGGGUCCCUGGGUCACCUGUACUCCUCCCCACCCCUCCUGCCUUCCACUUCAUGCCCAGCGGGGCUGGAAUGUGACCCAACCAGCUCUGCUGCUUUGCCAGAACCUCCAAAAUACCCCACCCUCCUGGGUUGCAGCGGCUUCAGAUAAUUGGGCCUCAGUGCCCAGCUAUUCUGGGCCCUGGAAUCCUUGGGGGCAGAGCAAGCGGACAAUAAAGGUGUAAACACGGA
This is a messenger RNA of Manis javanica (Malayan pangolin), 4169 nucleotides long. It is a transcript of the gene PRSS36, whose product is annotated as serine protease 36. Gene Ontology annotation, biological process: proteolysis. Gene Ontology annotation, molecular function: serine-type endopeptidase activity. NCBI's taxonomy places the organism in Eukaryota, Metazoa, Chordata, Mammalia, Pholidota, Manidae. The record is from RefSeq and is a predicted model, not a curated record.